This is a messenger RNA of Helianthus annuus (common sunflower), 1839 nucleotides long. RefSeq lists its product as uncharacterized. The record is from RefSeq and is a predicted model, not a curated record. The transcript is spliced from 3 exons. The coding region runs from base 192 to 1721 and encodes 509 amino acids. NCBI's taxonomy places the organism in Eukaryota, Viridiplantae, Streptophyta, Magnoliopsida, Asterales, Asteraceae. Gene Ontology annotation, molecular function: zinc ion binding.
UGUAAAACAAAAAGAAGCAGUCAGAUACAUCAAUUAAGCGCCAGAUUCAUAUAAAUGACAACUCUCCCCAAAUUCUGCUGUCCUUUUGCUUCUUCAAUUUCAAAUCUCAUAUCACGUUAAUGGCGAUCACGUCUUCCUGAAAUUAUAAUUACAGUUUGCAAAACCUUUUUUCAGGAUAACUUGAACCGAUUAUGGACCCACCUGUAGCAGCUGAAGUGGAAACCAAAUCCGAGAAAACCGAACAGACUAAAAGCUACGACUGCGGACUCUGUGACACCGAAGUCAUCUACAAAAUAGCCCAAGAACUCCUCCCCGGGUUAGCCUCAGCAUGCGUCGACAACACGACAGGUGGCCUCUUCACAAGCGCCGGUUCAGUAGCCGUUGAUAUGCGAAAAGACAUGACUGAUUAUCUAACACAAAGAAGCGAGACUUACGUUGCCGAAUUCUUACUAUCGGAAAACGCCUCUAUGUUAGAAUUAUCCGAACACCCUUAUGAUAUUGUUAUAAAUCUCAUCGAUGAUUUCACAUCUUCUAAACGGAACAUGUUUAGUCGGGUUUCUGAAUGGGUUUUGACCGACAGAAGAGAAGAUAGAAUCGAUGAUUUCGUACAAGAAAUGGAAAUCAACGGUUUCUGGUUGUUAGCUCGACGGGAAUUUGUCGCGUCAAUGUUGCUUAAAAACGUCGACUAUAAGAAUUCGUUUCAUUGUAAUAUGGUAUGCAGCUCUGAGGAGGAACUCGUGAAGCAUAGAUCGGAAUGCAUGUUUAGACCUAUGGAUUGCACGAAUGAAGGAUGUACGACUAGAUACUGUGCGGCUCAAAAGGAAAAUCAUGAAGCUGUUUGUCCUUUUAUGGUGCUUCCGUGUGAACAAAAGUGUUCGGAUUUUGUUAUGAGGCGUGAAAUGGAUCGACACUGUGUGACGGUUUGUCCGAUGAAGCUUGUAAACUGUGCGUUUUAUACGGUGGGAUGCAGUUCUAAUAUACCGCGGUGCAAUGUUCAACAACAUAAUGCCGAUGAGCUUUCUUCGCAUUUGCUUUAUAUUAUUAAGGCUGCUCAUAAAGACGCCAGUGAUGAAGAUCUUAAACACAGGGUGGAACAAAUUCUAAAACUGUCAAAUGUAGAGAAGUUGGCACGAGCACGCGAUACAAGAGCGUUGACAUUUUUAAUCAAGGAUGCCGAAGCAAAGCUCGGGCCACUAGACGUCAAAACCAAACCUCACGUUGACGGCGAUAAAAAGGAAUCACCUACAAAAACCGAGCCAUCAGUAGUCAAAGAUGGCGUUGACCCGCCAAAGAAAAAGGAAGACAACCAAGGAUCACAGUCAGCCAUUGAAACAAAACCGUCAACUGAAAAACCUGUCAUAAUCGACAAUGUACAUGAAGAAGACGGUAAACAAUCAACAGCCAAAGAAGAUACAGCAACAUCACCAAAAGGAGAAAAAGUCAAAGAUGAGUCAUCAAACUCUGUGAGCGAAGAAAUGAAACGAUUAUCCGUUAGUGAUGAACAAGAGACCAAGAAAUCAGUUGAUGAAGACAAAAGCAAACAGUUAGCUAGUAGUGAUCAAGAAGAUGCAAAGAAAUCACCUGGGAAUGUAACUGUGAAAGAAUCAUCCACAAGUGAUGAAAACGGGUCGAAAAAGUCAACGACAGAGGAAACAGUCAAAGAGUCAUCACAACAAAGAGAAAAAACACAGGAUUCAUAUGGCAGUGAUGAUGGCAGGUGAGCAAGUUAUAGUUUAUCUUUUUAUAUGAAACGUUUAUUAUUACAUUUAUAAGUUGCAUUCUCUUGGUAUAUCAAUAUGAAGUUUUGAAUGUUUAGAAGUAUCACAUAUUGUUGGAAUU